AUGACUUCGAAACGAGAGCGAGCAACGCUUGCACAGAAGAUACAAGUAUUGGACUAUUUCCAUUCAUCUGGGAGUUCACAGUUGAAAACAGUCAACAAAUUUAGAAACGAAAUAUCAAUAUCAAAAUCAUCACUCAGUGAAUGGCUCAAACGAGAAAACGACCUACGUCAAAGCUUUGCUCAAGACGAAUUCAAGCUGUCAAAGAAUAGUCGACGGAAAGUGAAGUUCAAGUACGAAAAGAUAAACAGAGCCAUGGACAUGCUAGUUCAAUCGAGAUUGGAAAAGAAUGAACCAAUAACGCAGCCAAUUUUACGACAACAUUGGUCGGUGUACGCUCACCAAUACGGAGUUGAUGAUCCAAAACGAUUAAUCUGUUUUAGCCACGGGUGGUUGAAUCAGUUUAAAAAGAGACAUGGGUUGAAAAGAGGAUCUCUGCUUGCUUGUGGGUCGCUAAUACAAGAACCUCGCACAAUGGGGGAAAGUGAGGAGGCUAAUGAGGGACUGUUGUCCGAUCUGAGCUUUGACUCUGUCACGAAUAGUAAAGAGCUUGGUGUUGAAACAGAGAAGGAACCCGCAUAUCAGCUUAAUAGGAGUAUGGUCAUCGACACACAGUUGUCUGAAGUGGCUGCAUCACCAUCGCCAAACACUAACGACCUUGCUGAGGAUUUGAGAAUGGUUAGAGACACAGGCGUGAGUACUUCCAAUACUCUAGAGCCCAAUAGAGCUUCUGGUACACACCUACGACCAGAUUCAGAUUCAGAUGAAACAAAACUACCGAGUCAAACCCCACCUUCAUUACUAGACUUUCGUAUACGUAAUAGAAUACGCCCGCUAUUUUUAAAGCAUCCAUUGAGCAAUCCAUCUGUUGAGGUGAGCAAUGUGCCAGAUAGUGAUACAGAAGCAAUCGAACGUUUGAAUAAGCAUCACAGACUGAGGGAAAAGCAACCAGUUCAACAACAAUCUGAUACCACUCUUGAUCACUUAAAUACCAAUGCAUCUUCACCCACUGGCACGGCUGAUUCUAUAAUUGGUAAUGAUGAUACAGUUGAUUUGACCACUACAGUGCUGAAUACAAUGGAUACGGCGUCAAACCAUGCCACUCAGCAACAGACUGAGUCCAAAGGCGUACAAAGCGCAAAUGACAAUAAACACAUAGAAAAUCAAGUCGAUGUGGAAACUUUUAUUCUCACUACUGCUGAUAAAUUCUUUCGGAUGAAUUCUCAACAGUAUCCCGAGACAUCGAAAAUAUACCAGAGCCUCAAGCAAGCUUUUAUCCGUGAGCUAGUAAUUGCCAGAAAAAACGUAAACAAAACCCAGCAGCAGCUGUGA
Messenger RNA from Lodderomyces parapsilosis, 1329 nucleotides. RefSeq lists its product as uncharacterized. The transcript has a single exon. Bases 1 to 1329 code for a protein of 442 amino acids. Lineage: Eukaryota; Fungi; Ascomycota; Pichiomycetes; Serinales; Debaryomycetaceae. The record is from RefSeq and is a predicted model, not a curated record.